UUCCUGUGCGUCCGUAUAAAACACCAUCUCCUCUCUUGCUCUCUCACUCUCACUCUGAACACUGGAGGAGCAAAGAUCAGCAUCUUCAGACUCAGCAUCUCUUGGUCCAUGGCAACAACCGCAGUCAUGAAUGUAUGUAUCUGUUUGUGUGUCCUCCUGGCUGCUCUGUCCAGCAGUUCGCUGAGUCUGCCCUCUGAGUCCGUGUCACAGCGAGCCGAGGGUGAGGCUCUCGUGUCGGACAACCCGCCUCCCCCCUCAUCCCUCCACACACGCCAGACCCGCUCGGCCCCCGCGGGCCCCUCAGGGCACCUGGCCAACUUCGACCAGCUCCAGGAGGACGCAAACGCUCGAAACAGCCUGAGCCAGCUGCUGGCCAGACUCGUCUCCAGGAAAGGGUCCCCCUACGAGAUCAGAUCCUCCCUCAGCAGCAGGGCCAGCGGCCCGGCCCCCGUCCACAGGAUAAAGGACAGAGACUACCAGGGCUGGAUGGACUUUGGCAGACGCAGCGCAGAGGAGAGCGAAUACCCCUCCUAGAGGCGACACGCCUGAGUCACAGCCCCUUACCGCCGCCAACAAAAAGCCCACACAAAAUAAUGAGCCCUUUUCACACUGCACUUACCGUAACCAAGCGCUGAGCCGACAGCACCCGAGAGUGAGUUUGGCACCAUCGUGGAUAGAUGGAGGGAGGGAGGAGGUGGACACUGGAUCUCCCUGCUGAAGGGAAGGAGAGCUUCUCAAUCCGCUCCCCGUCGGAAUCGUACUCAAUCACAGAUGUUACAGAGAAUGCUUGAUAUUAUUCGAUAUGUUUGUUAUUGUCAUGAUAUCCAAUUCAACGUUUAUAACCGGCAGUGCUCGUUAGUUCUUUUUCCCAAUACUUUCUGACUCCUUUUGUUUGCCAAUUGAAAACAAAAAUCAUUAAAAACAGCUGACAAAUGAA
This is a messenger RNA of Gasterosteus aculeatus aculeatus (three-spined stickleback), 937 nucleotides long. Its product is annotated as cholecystokinin. NCBI's taxonomy places the organism in Eukaryota, Metazoa, Chordata, Actinopteri, Perciformes, Gasterosteidae. The record is from RefSeq and is a predicted model, not a curated record. Gene Ontology annotation, molecular function: neuropeptide hormone activity. Gene Ontology annotation, biological process: digestion. Gene Ontology annotation, cellular component: extracellular region; axon.